Messenger RNA from Triticum aestivum (bread wheat), 1025 nucleotides. RefSeq names its product 7-methyl-GTP pyrophosphatase-like. NCBI's taxonomy places the organism in Eukaryota, Viridiplantae, Streptophyta, Magnoliopsida, Poales, Poaceae. The transcript is spliced from 9 exons. The coding region runs from base 204 to 842 and encodes 212 amino acids. The record is from RefSeq and is a predicted model, not a curated record. Gene Ontology annotation, molecular function: nucleoside triphosphate diphosphatase activity.
AAGCACUGAAUAAAUUAGUACCGAUGAUCAAUCCUUAAUCCCCCUUUGUUAUAAUUAUCAAGUAGUAGUACUUCCAACUCUAAUCAGCUCGAGGCUUGGAUACUUGGAAUCCAAGGAAGCAGCAGAACAAAUUAACAGCCUCAGAUCAGAGCCUCCGCACGGUUCAGAAUCCUCAGCUGAGCUCCGCAAGAGAAGAGCCAGGCAUGGCUUCCAGCUCCAACAACUCCCCAUCAUUCAAGAUCAUACUCGGGUCGUCGUCCCCAACGCGCCGCGCGAUUCUGUCAGACAUGGGAUACCAGUUCGCCACCAUGAGCGCUGACAUCGACGAGAGGGCCAUCAGGAGGGAGAAGCCAGAGGAGCUGGUCAAGGCCUUGGCCGAAGCCAAGGCCGACGCCAUUAAACUGAAUCUUGUUGACGGCUGCGGUGAUGGAGACAGCAGAGAUCGGCCUACCCUUCUGAUCACCUCAGACCAGGUCAUGGUGAGCAAGGGGGCGAUCAGGGAGAGGCCGAGGAGCACGGAAGAAGCCAGAGAAUUCAUCAAGGGGUACUCGGGCGAUCGAGCGUUUGCGGUGAACUAUGUUCUGGUGACCAACCUGAGCACCGGAGGCAGGAAGGGGGGCUGGGAUAUACCCGAGAUCUGUUUCCACCACAUACCGCACGAGUUCAUCGAGGAAAUCGUGAAGGAGGGAGACAUGACGUGCGUGGCCGGGGGGCUCAAGCUGACGCAUCCAUCGGUGCUGCCUUUCAUCAGGGAACUAGUCGGUACGGCAGACAGUGUCCGAGGGCUUCCGAGGGAGCUCACGGAGAAGCUCAUCCGAGAAUCGCUGGAAGCCACAUCCUAGCUGGACUGUAUUUUUUGAACAAGCUGUCUCGAGUUUGCUGUAUGUUGAGUAUAUUGUGUAUGUAUAUGUUUGUGUAUAGGGUUUACCUCCUGUUUUCUCUGUAUAGUUGAGGUUGUGACUCAUCUCUGUACUUAUAUAUACGUGUCUGGUGCAUCAAUCAAUACAUCGCGAUUGCACAGCUCA